Messenger RNA from Parascedosporium putredinis, 2340 nucleotides. The record is from the annotation of a GenBank genome assembly. Lineage: Eukaryota; Fungi; Ascomycota; Sordariomycetes; Microascales; Microascaceae.
AUGGCCGGCUUCCGGCGCUCGCGGGUGCUCUUCUUCAUUCUAGGUGCCCUCGUCUUCUACUUCACGGCGCAAACCCUCAUAUCCUUCAGGGGCUAUCACUACCCUCUCGAGGGCGUCCCCGUCCGCCGCUCGAGCUUCGACUGGUCCAACUUUCCCCAAGCCCACCCCGUCGAGUCGUAUAGAACCCUCCCCACGGGCGAUCCCCUCGAGCUGCCCCGCGUGCAGCACGCCUUCGCCGCCGACCCCGCAGCCGGCAUCUCCAAGGAUGAACUCUCCGCCCGACGCGAGAGAACUACGUUUGGAGGAUGGGCCGCCACCGCCGUCGACAGCCUCGAUACCCUGUGGAUCAUGGGUCUCGACAGGGAGUUCUCCGAGGCCUUGCGUUCCGUGGCCAAGCUCGACUGGGCGAGCACACAGGACUCAAGCCUCAACGUCUUCGAGACGACCAUUCGGCAUCUAGGCGGCCUGCUGAGCGCCUACGAUCUCAGCCACCAGCCGGCGCUUUUGGCCAAGGCCGUGGAGCUGGGCGACCUUUUAUACAUGUCCUUUGACACGCCGAACCGCAUGCCGCCCUUUUGGCUGGACUUUAGCCGUGCCCGCUCGGGCUCGCAGCUGACGGGGAACGAUAAAUACUUUGACGCCAUCGACAGGAUCAAGGACGUGUUCGAGAAACUGCAGAACAGCACCAUGCUUCCGGGCAUGUGGCCCAUCGAGAUCGACUUCCGCAGGGAAAAGGCCCCGGGGAGGUCUUUUACCCUCGGCGGCCGCGCCGACUCCUUGUACGAAUACCUGCCAAAGAUGCACAUGCUCUUGGGCGGCCUGGAUCCGACUUACAAGAAAAUGGCCAUCUCCUCGCUCGAUACCGCGCGGGACAACCUCCUCUUCCGCCCCAUGGUCAAGGAUACCGCGCCCAUACUCUUCUCCGGCCGGCUUGUCAUUCCCUUUCGCGAGGAUGCGGAGCCGGAGCUCACUGCCGAGGGCGAGCACUUGACCUGCUUCGCCGGCGGCAUGUUUGGCCUCGCGGGCAGGCUCUUCUCCCGGGACGACUAUGUCGAUUACGGCGAGCAGCUCGCCCGCGGGUGUGCGUGGGCGUACGAAAGCUUCCCCACGGGCCUGAUGCCCGAGGUCUUCCAGCUCUUGCCCUGCAAAACGACAAACCUGGGACCUUGCGAGCCCGACGCCGAGGAGGAGCCCUCAACCGAGACCACGCAGAGGAGGCUACCGGAAGGCUUCAAGUGGAUCAAGGAUGCUCGGUACCUUCUCCGACCCGAAGCGAUCGAGAGCAUUUUUAUGCGCGAUCGAGACGGCGACCGCGACUACCCUCGCGAACUCGGCCAUUGCGGAUGUCAAAGAAAGGGAGAGACGAGAAAGCUCGAUUCUAUGGAGAGUUUCUGGUUCUCCGAGACCCUCAAGUAUUUCUAUCUCAUCUUCUCUCCGCCCGACGUCGUCAGUCUCGAUGACUAUGUGUUUAAUACAGAGGCCCAUCCGCUAAAGCGGCCCAAGCCAGAGCUUAAAACUCAGCGAAACGACCUCCGCAAGCAACGCCAGCUCGCACCAAGGAUGGAGCCUUUCCACAUCUUCACGACGCUCCGGUACGACGCGAAGCUCGAGGCACUUCACAAUGACCCGAAUUUCGCCCACGCAGGGUGGAACUACCGCAGAGCCUCUUCCUGCUACAUGCUAGAUUUCCACCGCGACCGGAUGCUGCGCGCCGCCACGUAUUGGGACUGGACCGCCGCACUAGGCGUGCUGUCCGGCGACGCCGCCUUGGCCCGCUUGGAAACCGCAGUUCUACAAGCGGUGACGGCUGCGGGCCGAAGCGGAGAGUACGCGCGCGUACGCAUCCUCGUCGGCCAGGAUGGGCAGAUAGAGGUGGAAGCUUCGGGCGAGACGGAAAAGCAGAUGGAAGAUUUGUUUCCCCGGGGUCUUGCGGCCCCAGUAGAAGCAGCCGGCGGUGGCAUGGCGGGAGCCCCAUCGCCGACGUUUACGGUCUUUCUAGACGGGGACGAGACGGAAAAGUCCGAGUUCACGCACUACAAAACGACUCGGAGGGCCAUGUACAACGGGGCAAGGGAGAGGGCGGGGAUCAAGCUCGGGGAGCCAAAGGAGGUGCUUCUAGCCGCAGACGACGGGGGCGUCAUGGAGGGGAGCGUGACAACGCCAUACUUUUGGAGGCAGGAGAGUGGCGGCCAGGACGGAACAACGAGAAGGUGGGCUCUAGAGAGUGGAUAUGCCGUCGAGGAAGCCGUGCCUUCCAGUUCGUUGGUAGACGGAGAACUCAUCUGGCUAAGCAAUGGAGCCAAGGGGUUCCUACUGGGCAAGCUCCAGGGAAAGGUUUGA